Molecule: messenger RNA, 6551 nt
Organism: Solea solea (common sole)
Lineage: Eukaryota; Metazoa; Chordata; Actinopteri; Pleuronectiformes; Soleidae
Gene: pcsk5a
Product: proprotein convertase subtilisin/kexin type 5a
Exons: 38
Coding region: 304-6042 (1912 amino acids)
Biological process (GO): peptide hormone processing
Cellular component (GO): trans-Golgi network; Golgi membrane
Molecular function (GO): serine-type endopeptidase activity
Source: RefSeq, a predicted model, not a curated record
GUUUUGUUUUCUACCCCGUUGAGGAUUAGCUGAUAAAGAGUGUCGGAGCCUUAUAAAGGACACCAGCUGAUCCCUGGCUCCCAUUUUGAAGCAGUAACUGGACACCUGCCUGUUCCCAGUGAAGAAGAGUCUCGUCUUCACAACUUCAGCCGACACAGAUCCUUCCGUUUCUGUGUGGAAACACCUGACGACACCUGCUUCUCCUGCCACAACAGAGGAUUUAAAAAAAGAAUAAUAAUUAAAAAAAACAUUUUUAGAGGAGCACCAUGACAAACAUCAGGAUGAGCAGAGAGUGAGCGCCGCAUGACUCACCUGCACACAGGAGGCCUCUUCACCUCUGCAGACAUGGUGCGUUCACUCACGCUAUGUUUGGCAUUUCUCCUUCACUUUGGUCAUGCAACGAUUUACACCAACGACUGGGCAAUAAGGAUGAGAGGCGACCUCGAGUCUGUGAACGCCAUGGCAGAGAGAUAUGGAUUCAUCAAUAUGGGUCAGAUUGGCAACCUGAAGACGUAUUACAGUUUUCGCCACCGCGAGACAGCCAAUCGGUCCACUGUGUCCAACAAAGAGGUGACUGCAAGCGUUGCCAGGGAGACUAAGGUGGAAUGGCUCCAGCAGCAGGUAGUGCAGAAAAGAGCAAAGCGGAACUCCGUCUUGGCAGACAUGAAAAUCAAAGGUCUUCCUGCUGCCCAUGCUCAGUCCAUCAGCAGCCACUCUCUGCACUUCAAUGACCCAGUGUGGAGCAGCCUGUGGUACAUACACUGCAGUGAUGAGUCCAAGGGCUGCCUGUCUCACAUGAACAUCGCCGCGGCCUGGGACAGAGGGUACACGGGGAAGGGUGUGGUGGUGUCCGUCCUAGACGAUGGCAUUGAGAGAGAGCAUCCAGAGCUGAAGCCAAAUUACGAUCCUCUUGCCAGCUAUGAUGUGAACGGACAAGACCGAGAUCCGUCGCCACAUUAUUCACGCACUGCUGAUAACUACCAUGGGACUCAGUGUGCGGGGAUAGUUGUUGCCGCUUCAAAUAACUCUCAGUGCACGGUGGGAGUCUCUUUCCAUGCACGGAUAGGCGGUGUCCGUAUGCUGGAUGGAGACGUGACAGACAUCACCGAGGCCCAGUCACUGAGCUUCAAACCGGAGUAUAUUCAUAUAUACUUAGCUAGCUGGGGUCCAGUAGAUGAUGGCGUCACAUUAGAGGGACCCGGGCCUCUGGCUCAAAUUGCUUUACAGAACGGCAUUAAAUCAGGCCGACAUGGAAGGGGCUCUGUUUUUGUCUGGGCCUCAGGGAACGGAGGGCGAAAAGGUGACCACUGCUCCUGUGACGGCUACAGCAACAGCAUCUACACCAUCUCCAUCAGCAGCAGCACUUGGCGUGGACGGCCGCCAGGUCACCUGGAGCAGUGCACCUCCAUACUGGCCACGGCUUACACUGGCGGAGAAGGCGAGGGGAUGGUAACGCUUGGUCCACGGCAGAGCUGUAGCUGGGCCCCACAAGGGACGUCAUUUUCCUCCUCCAUGGCUGCAGGUGUCAUCGCUCUCACUCUGGAAGCCAACCCCCUGCUAACCUGGAGGGAUGUGCAGCACAUUAUUGUGAGAACAUCCAAAGCUUAUCAUCUUGUUGCUCCCGACUGGCACGUGAAUGGCGCCGGAUUCACAGUGAGCCACUUGUAUGGCUUUGGUCUGCUGGACGCUGAGAGCAUGGUGAGGGAGGCCGAGCGAUGGAAACAAGUUCCUCCACAGCACGAGUGUGUGAAGGAGGCUCCCGUCCAACAGAGCAGAUCUAUUCAUCCGGGCUCAGUGCUGACGUCUGUUUAUGGGACGACAGGCUGCUCGGCCAAACCCCAGCAGCGUGUUGUUUAUGUGGAGCAUGUUGUCGUGCGUGUUACCAUCACUCACAGUCGCCGUGGCGACCUUUCUAUUACACUCACGUCACCUUCAGGCACUGUGUCCCAGCUGCUUGCUAACAGGCCCCUCGACGACUCCACAGAGGGAUUUCAGAACUGGGAGCUGAUGACGACCCAUUGCUGGGGGGAGCGGUCAGCGGGGGAGUGGGUUCUGAAAAUCAAGGACACUCCCUCUCAGCAAAGAGACAACGCUGAACUAGGGAGGCUAAAGGAGUGGUCCUUGGUGAUUUAUGGCACCGCAGAGCAGCCGUACUCUGUGCAUCGUCAGCGAGCCCGAUCAGCUGAGAAGCUGUCGAAAAGUGACCUCACUGAAGAAUACAGUGGACCCUGCGACCCAGAAUGCAGUGACGAUGGUUGUGAGGGGCCCGGCCCGCAGCAGUGUGUCACGUGCUCACACUUUUUUCUCAAGUUCAAGAACAGCACAAGAGUAUGCGUACCGGAGUGUCCCAGGGGAUUCUGGGGCGACCGCCGGCGCUGUAAGAGGUGCUACUCGUCUUGCGAGAGCUGCACUGGCAGCCGCAGCGAUCAGUGCACUUCCUGUCAACCUGGCCACCACAUGACUGAGGAGGCCAACACCUGCACAGCCCUCUGUGGAGAUAACUACUACCUUGACCAUGAUGCAAACAUGUGCAGGAAGUGCAGUGAAAAGUGCCUGAAGUGUUCCUCCUACAGCAUCUGCACAGAAUGCAGCCCAGACACAAGUCUGCAGGGUAAUCGGUGCCAGCAGAGCUGCGCGGCUGGAUUCUACCAUGACAAGCUGGAAGGUGCCUGCAAGCCCUGUCAUAAGGCCUGCGCUACCUGUGCAGGUGCAGGUGCUGAGUCUUGCAGCGAUUGUGCUGAAGGCUACUUACUGGAGGAGUGGAGGUGUGUGUCCUCCUGCAGUGCUAGCUUCUACGCCACAGAGCCAAACCCAGAUAUAGCUGAUGGGCACAGGAUAUGUAGGAGGUGUGAUGCCAGCUGUCUGACCUGUGUGGGGCCGAGCCACAGGAACUGCAGCAGUUGCUCCAGUGGUCACAGCCUGCAGGAAGGAGUGUGUGUUGUUAACACUGUGUGCACAGAUGGAGAGUACCAGGACACUGACGGGAAGUGCCAUGCGUGUGAUGCAACAUGUCUGAAGUGCACAGGGCCACAGCGCGAGGACUGCAUCAGCUGCGUGUCUUCGUGGGUCAUGGAUGAGGGCGUGUGCAUGGAGGCGUGCCCCAAGGGCAAGUUCCAGUCAGGCAGCCGUUGUCACCUGUGUGACCACACCUGUGCCACCUGUGUGGAUGCAGGGCUGACCAGCUGCACCAGCUGUGACAUGGAUAAGUUUGGGAUAGAGCGUUACCUCUACAAAGGUCACUGUCUGGACGUCUGUCCUGAGACUUUCUAUCACACCAAGGACAGGAGAUGUGAGUCCUGCUCGGACCACUGCAGGCUCUGCACGAGCCCGAACCGCUGCCUCAAGUGUAACUCCUCCUACUACGUCUCUGAUGGGGCAUGUGUGAAGCUGGAGUGCGGAGAAGGGGAGGUGGAGGAUCCAGAUUACGACGACUGCAUGGCGUGUGAGGAGGGCUGCAGCAAGUGUGUGCUGUAUAACCCCAGGCAUUGUCUGUCCUGCACUGAGGGCUUUUACAAUUUCAAGGAUGGCUGCUACAGAAACUGCCCGGCUAAGACGUACGGCGUGGAGGAGGAGAUGACCUGCGUCCCGUGUGAUGACAACUGUGUGAGCUGUGACGAACACGAGUGCUACUGGUGUGAGACCGACCUCUUCUUAUCAGAGGGGAAGUGUGUCUCAGAUUGUCCCGAUGGUUUCUACGGCGACGAAGACACCUACGACUGUGAGGAGUGCCACUCAGACUGUGAGACGUGCGCAGGCCCAGAGGCCACUGAGUGUCUGUCCUGUGAAGAUGGCCUGACACUGGAAAACGGAUUGUGUGUGUCUGACCAUGAGGUCUGUCCCAUUAAGACCUUUCGCAGCGAUGAUGGAGAGUGCGAGGACUGUCACCCGGCCUGUGAGUCCUGCUCUGGGGAGGAGAAGAACCAGUGCACGGAAUGUGCAAAAGGGCAGUUUCUGACCACACAGCAAACAUGUGUGUCCAAGUGUCCAGCAGCUUUCUUUGCCAAUCGGCGGAUCGGUGCAUGUGAGGCCUGCUCCCCGGGCUGCGUGCAGUGUGUGGACACUCAGCACUGCAGCCGCUGUCAGAACUCUCGCAAAGCUCAGCUGUUCCUGCAGGACGGGCAGUGUGUCCAGCAGUGUGUCAGGGGUUUUCCUGCAGGCCAGGUGUGUCGUAGCUGUGCAGCGGGCUGUGUGUCCUGUGGGAGAAACGCCACUCACUGUCUCAGCUGUGAAGAACCCCUCAUCCUGCACAUGCACCAGUGUGUGCAGGACUGUCCUCCAGCCCACGCUGUCCGAGACGGGGAGUGCCAACGUUGUCCCUCAGCCUGUCAGGAGUGUGACCCACUUGGACAGUGCACAGAAUGUGAGGAGUAUCACUUCCUCCACGAGGGCCUGUGCGUGGCAGACUGUCCCGAGAGCUUCUACGAGGACAGAGACCGGGCAGAGUGUUUGCCUUGCCACCCUGACUGUGCCUUGUGUGACGGGCCAAGCGGCAAUGACUGUGACGCCUGCGCAGAGUCUGAGAACACCCUGCACGACGGGGCAUGUCUGCCAGCCUGCUCCUCUCACACCUACAGAGACUCAGUGACAGGAGAAUGCAAAGCCUGUGAUGAAUCUUGCCUGACCUGCGUCGGGCCCCACGCUGGCUCCUGCACCAGCUGCAGAGCGGGUCAAAGGCUGGAGGACCGUGGCCACUGUGUGCCGUCUUCCAACAAGUGCUUACCCCAACAGUAUGCAGAGCGGGAUGGUGAAUGCCACCCAUGUCACAAAUACUGCCACAGGUGCUCAGGUCCCAGUAAAACCCAGUGCCUGAGCUGCAACCUGAGACAUCUGCUGCUGAAUUCCACCUGUGUGGAUAAAUGCCCAGCAGGCUACUAUGAGGACGAGACAGGGCAGAAGUGCGAGCCUUGCCACCCUUCCUGUUACACCUGUGUGGGGAAGCACAGCCACGAGUGUCUCACUUGCAAAGCCCACCUGUUUCGAGAGGGCAAAGAGUGUGUGGAGACCUGCCGGCAGAGUCACUAUGGAAACGUGGGCUCGGGGAUGUGUGAGAAGUGUGACCCGAGUUGUGGUGAGUGCGUUGGGGGCAGGGACGACAGCUGCCUGAGCUGUGCCGUGGGACUCGUGUACAUGCGCAAGGAAGGCCGCUGCCUCCCCUCGUGCCCUCAGGGAUUCUACCACGACGCCACGCACAAAUCCUGCGAGCCCUGCCACGCCAGCUGCAGGACAUGCUCAGGAAAAGAUUCCCAUUCCUGUGACUCGUGCUACACUGGAUACCUGCUCUCAGAGGGAACGUGUGAGUCCAUGUGUGAUAUCGGCCAGUAUCCCGUUGUGAAGGGUUCACUUCAUGCUUGUGAGGACUGUGAUCACUCGUGUCUGGAGUGUCGUGGGCCCGGUGCAGCCGACUGCACCAUGUGUCCUGCUCAGGCCAUUUUAGAAGCCGGAGGACGCUGUCUGCUUUGCUGCCGCCAUGAGGAAGACGAGGAGGAGGCCACGACGCAGCAGCAGCAGGACUGUUGUAACUGCACGGAGACUCGAGGCGAGUGUGUCCUCAGAACCAACUUGGCGUUCACUGACGAUGAGGACUGGGAGGCCAGAGGCAGCCUGACCAUCUUCGUCAUCACCUGCAUCCUGCUGGUGGUGGGACUGGUGGCUGUUGUCUUCCUCGUCAAACACUCCCGCUCCAAACACGCACCCCCCGACAUGCCCCCCCGUGGCUAUGAGAAGCUGGGCUCGGGCGGGGGAUUCGGCGGCGGCGGCGGCGGCGGCGGCGGCGGCGGCGGCAACAGACAUGGAGGCUACAGCUCUGCGUCUAACAGCAGCAGAGCCGGCUCCUCUGGUGGUCGUUUCCAGGACGCUCAGUUAGUGGACAUGAGUGGGCAUCGCUCACGGAGAAAGGAGGACGACGAUGACGACGACGAUGACGACGAGGACAUUGUCUACAUGGGUCAGGAUGGCACCGUGUACAGGAAGUUCCGGUACGGUCAACUCGAAGACAAUGAGGACGAGCUGGAGUACGAUGAUGAGAGCUACACGUUCCGGUGAAGACGCAGAAGUUCUCUGUGAAGAAAUGUUUCUCAUUUAUUUUCUAGACUUGAAUUCAUUGCUCUGUUUUAUUGUGCUGUUUAUUUCCUGCCUGGAGGAACAGGCCCAUUUAUCCUUCACUGAGUAUGAGUUGAACCAAAUGAGACAUGGGAAGUUAUUUAUAACGACUCAUACUUUAUGAUUGUUAUCACUCACAAACAUCGAAUGAGCUGCAGAGCAUUCCAUGUCAUUUAACAUCCUUAAGUACCUCUAACAUAAUUAAGGUUGAUUUUUCGAGACUUUGUUUGGAUUAUAAUUACCUCCCCGUGUGUAAUACAAUUUAUCAUGGGCAUUUACUAGAUUUGACAGUUUCAUUAAUUGCUUUAUUCACUUCUUCAAGUCGUUGUAUUGUUGGAUUAGCAUUUCAAAUUUGAUUUAUCAUUGCGCCUCCCGAGCCCUUCUAUAUUUGCCUGUGUUUGCUGUCAGUGCAUUUUGAUUGAAGGUGUUUAAAUAAAGUCUUGUGAAGACUA